CUGGCCCGAGCGCGUUGCAGGCGCUCGGCGUAGGGGGAGUCGGGUAGCAGCAUCCUCCCAGGCGCCGCUUUCGCGCGGCGGCGGCAGCGGGGGCUUUCUCUGCCUGGAUACCUCGUUGGCCAGCCGCGGCUCGUGCCGGGGGCGGGGCAGGCAGGAGAGCGCUGCGGACCCGGGCUCCUUUGCUGAGAGCUGUGCAUGCAGGGUCCUUCCGGGCCAAUCCGAAGCUACGGAGCGGCGGGGCUUGCCUGCGCUGCCCGCCCGGGCAUCCUCCCGGUGAUGGAAGAAGCAGUCGCCGCCGCUGCGGGGUCGCGCUGCACCCCAUCCGCCGCAGCCAGAGAGAUGGGAAGAUUCGCUGUGCAGAGGCCGAGAGCGAGAGAGCGAGAGCCGCUUUGCUUGGAGCUGGGUCGCGUAUAAGCCAUCCCUGCCGUCGCUUCUAGCCCGCUUCGCCCCCCAGAGCGAGGAAGGAAGCUGCGGUCCCGAGAGAGAGGAGGAGACGUCGCUGGAGCCGGGACGCGCCGGGUUCCACGGAGCGCGCAGCAAGGCUCCGGGCCCUGUGAAAGUUUCCCUUCCCGAGCUGCAGGGCGCCCGCUGCCGGGAAACUCUGCCCAGGGUUCGGGCUGCAGAGUCCCGCGGCUCCCUCGAAGGCGCGGGGACCCCCGGCAGAAAAGAGCAGGAGAGAAAUCGAGGAAGGAGUGACAGCCGGAUAGUCCUCCGGUGGGUGAUCCGGGGCCGCUCUGGGGCGCGCCCGCGGCUCCAGGUCCUUCUCGGAGCCGCUGCCAUGGGAGAGCCAGCCUUGGGCGCCAGGGACCAGCCGCCACUGCCGCCGCGCCCGCCUCGGAGCCGCGGCCCCAGACCCGGCGCCCGCAGCUGGCCCGCUGCGUCCCCUUCUCGGGCUGCAGGGCCGCCUCCGCCGCUUUGCCGGCCGGAGCUGUGCCUGUGAUGAGCCGCAGCUCGCUGCGAGCUCUGCCCCCGGGCGCGCUGCCCCGGCUGCUCCCGGCUGUGCCUGCCGCCGCGCCACGCGCCCUGCUCCCGCCGUGGCCCCGGCGCCCAGGACGCCGCUGGCCCGCGUCCCCGCUCGGAAUGAAGGUGUUCCGCAGGAAGGCGCUGGUGCUGUGCGCGGGCUAUGCACUGCUGCUGGUGCUUACCAUGCUCAACCUCCUGGACUACAAAUGGCACAAGGAGCCGCUGCAGCAGUGCAACCCCGACGGGCCGCUGGGUGCCGCGGCCGGGGCAGCUGGGGGCAGCUGGGGGCGCCCGGGGCCGCCUCCUGCGGUGCCACCCCGCUCUCACACCCGCUUGGACCCCCGCACUCCGUACCGCCCUCCCGCUGCCGCCGUCGGGGCAGCUCCCGCAGCCGCCGCGGGGGUGGUGGGGGCCGCGGCCCCUCCAGGCAAUGGCACUCGGGGCACCAGGGACGGCGGGGUCAAGCGGCAGCUGGUGUACGUGUUCACCACGUGGCGCUCGGGCUCGUCCUUCUUCGGCGAGCUCUUCAACCAGAACCCCGAGGUGUUCUUCCUCUACGAGCCAGUGUGGCACGUGUGGCAAAAACUGUACCCGGGGGACGCCGUUUCCCUGCAGGGGGCAGCGCGGGACAUGCUGAGCGCUCUCUAUCGCUGCGAUCUCUCCGUUUUCCAGUUGUAUAGCCCCGCGGGCAGUGGGGGGCGCAACCUUACUACUCUGGGCAUCUUCGGGGCAGCCACCAACAAAGUGGUGUGCUCGUCGCCACUCUGCCCCGCCUACCGUAAGGAGGUCGUAGGACUGGUGGACGACCGGGUGUGCAAGAAGUGUCCCCCUCAGCGCCUGGCACGCUUUGAGGAGGAGUGCCGCAAGUACCGCACGCUGGUCAUCAAGGGCGUGCGAGUCUUCGACGUGGCAGUUUUGGCGCCAUUGCUUCGAGACCCGGCCCUGGACCUCAAGGUCAUCCACCUGGUGCGUGAUCCCCGUGCGGUUGCCAGCUCACGCAUCCGCUCGCGCCACGGCCUCAUCCGUGAGAGUCUACAAGUGGUGCGCAGCCGGGACCCGCGAGCCCACCGAAUGCCCUUCCUAGAGGCCGCCGGCCACAAGCUGGGCGCCAAGAAGGAGGGUAUGGGCGGCCCCGCAGACUACCAUGCGCUGGGCGCUAUGGAGGUCAUCUGCAACAGCAUGGCCAAGACGCUGCAGACUGCCCUGCAGCCCCCCGACUGGCUGCAGGGCCACUACCUGGUGGUGCGGUACGAGGACCUGGUGGGAGACCCCAUUAAGACGCUACGGAGGGUGUACGACUUUGUGGGACUGCUGGUGAGUCCAGAAAUGGAGCAGUUUGCCCUGAACAUGACCAGUGGCUCGGGAUCCUCCUCCAAGCCAUUCGUGGUGUCCGCACGCAAUGCCACGCAGGCCGCCAACGCCUGGCGGACCGCACUCACCUUCCAGCAGAUAAAACAGGUGGAGGAGUUUUGCUACCAGCCCAUGGCCGUGUUGGGUUAUGAGCGGGUCAACAGCCCCGAGGAGGUCAAAGACCUCAGUAAGACCCUGCUUCGGAAGCCCCGGCUCUGAGAGAGGGUUUCCCAGGAGACACCCACGAAGAUAACUGUGAUGUGUUUAAACAAACAGCCCAGACCCAAACCGAGGUAGCCCACAUAUUCUACUAGAGAUAUAUAAUAUAAACAACCACGCAGGCACUAGCUGUCAAUGUUUUGAGUCAGUGAAUUUUAAGGAACAGACACACACACACACACACACACACACACACACACACACACAUCUCAGAAAAGGUAAGACUUGAAAGUUCUGACCAGUCGUCCCUCCUCUCCUGUCCCCUGCCUCUUUCCCUCUCUCCUUUCUCCUGUUUCUCACCCUCUCUCCCACCUGCCUUCCAUUUUGAAGUGGAAUGUUGAUGAAAUCUAGUUCCAGUAACCCAAAUCUUGUUUACAAAGUUUUCGUGGUAUCUGUGAACAUGUAAGAGUAAUCUGGACGUGGGUGGGGGGUGGGGUGGACAAAGGGGAAGUGGUCUAGGGACAAAAAGCCCCAAUGGGCAUGGUGAACUAAGGAGGCGUUCCUCUAAAGUAGACUUUUGUGUAAAAAGCAAAGGUUACAUGUGAGUAUUAAUAAAGAAGAUAAUAAAUAAUAUUCUUUUUUUUUUUUUUUUUUUAAUAUUUGCCUCCAAUGCUUCGGAUUUACCUGUGUUACUGGUCCCACAUAGCUUCAGGUAGAAUCUGCCUCUCCUCCCCCUCCCUCUCCUGAAGGACAGUUAACCAGGGAGAAACUUCUGGCUCUUUGAUAAUAACCGGGGAAUUGUUUUCUCACAUGUAAAUCACAGCCUGCCAGGUGUUCAGGAAUGGAACAAAUCUUCCGAUUCUACAGGCAAAACCAAGCCGGUCAGUGGAAGGAAAUGCACAGCUACUCUUCUGUUGAGCUCCAAGUACAGAAAGGAAGAAGUGAGCCCCUGAGGAUUCGAACACAUUUGCUUUUGAUUCCUACUGUAUUGAGUUAAGACAGGGAACCUGGAAGCUGAGACUAAUGUUUUUGUCCUGAGUUUGGCUUCGGGAAAAGGAUUGUUAAAAAGUGUGUAAUUUUAGAAAGUUCUGAAGAUUAGAACACAAGCCUCAAAAAUGAAUGUGAACAUACUGUUGGUGAUGGUAGCAACUUCUUCCGUUAGCAAAGUGACAGAAGUAUCUGUCUGGAGUGUUUUUCUGCCUUUGAUACAAAAGCAGAAAGGUUUUAUCUUCCCUUUUAGGAGUAAGGUCACUUACGGGCUUUUCCUCUUCUUCCUCGCUUCCCAUCCAAAUUAGUGAAAAAGAACAUGAAUUUGUAAUGGUUUACUUGGGGUGCCUGUGGGAUAUGUUGCUUUCUUUAUCAUGUUUCCUAAAAGGAAAUUCGCAAAGAAAACACAAGCUGCAGACGGUGUAAGGCUUCAGCCAAGAGCUUCUUUUAGAUUUGAAAAUGAAUUAUGGGAAAGAGGAAAUAAAAAUGGAUUAGUGUGUAGGAUUUUGAGAUUUGGUACUUUCCCAGGGAGAAAACCAUUGAAUUAUCCUGCAGUGAAUAUGAUAUUGCUAUGUCCUGAACCCACAUUGUACUGAAGCAUUCUGCAGAAUGUUGUAUUAGGAUAAGAAAUUAUGAAACCCAAAUAGGAACAAGAUGACAGUGUGGUUGUUUAUUACAUUAAAUACGGUACAAGUUCAAUAUCAUCAUGGUUUCAUUUUACUAUAAUUUAUUAUGAAACUUCUGAAAGCUGAUAUGUAUAGGUUAAAUCCCGAAAAUUUUAUUUUAGGGAAAAGACAACAAAGAAUAAUACAUACAUUAAAAAUACUUGAACACAAAGUGAUUCUCAAGUAUAAUUAUCAUUAUAGUGUGAGAUCUAACUACAUGGGCAAAAAUUCCAAGAUGAAAAAAUGCAUAGGUUUUUUUAUAAAAGGUACAUAUGGAAGUAGAUUUUAUAACAUAUUCUAGAAUGGUUAUUUUUUAAUUUACUAAAGUAGUUUCUAAUAUUGUGUUUAUUAAGUUAUAUUACAGCUGUAGCACAUUGAUCAUAUUGUUCAUGAUUUUUUUUGUGGUAGUGUGUAUGCUGAAUUAUCUUCAGCAGCAGCAGAAUAUUUGUAAGAGCUUUAAUUUAAGAAUACUUUAAAGCUAAAUGAACAAAAUAAAUAUUAAUGUUGGAUGACUGUAGAUGAAAAAGGGUUUAGCGGGAAAUUAAGAUAGCAUCAUUAAAAAGCAACCACUCUGAAUAAAAUAACCAUUUAAAAACAAAUUUCAUGUGGCAUUAGAAUCAGCUCUUAACAACCACAGUGAAAUUCAUGCCUAGUUCUUGAGCGAAGGAUUUUUAAGCAGUUGAAUUCAUUCUCCCAGGAUAUCCAAUGACUUGGAUUGCUUUCAAGUAGGAUGAUGAUGUUUUUGGAUCUUGUAUUUAAAAAAAUUAGAUACUAUGCAGAGCCUUAGCAGUCUGCAGAACAUUCAUGGCCUCUGUUCAGAUGGAAUACUAAGCUCACACCAACAGCUUCCCCCUCGCUCUGUUUGCAAAGGGUUUGUGCCUGUAAUUCCCUUGUUUUGUGGCAGCUGUAUUCUCUCCACUCUGCCACUCCUGGACUCUAUAAUUUGAAAGGUGAAUUGUUCCUGGAGAUUUGCACCUACCUGCCUUCUAUGAAAGCGAGAUGGGUGUUGUUCCUCCUAAGAGCUGAGAUAGUCAUAUCAGUGACAUUCAGCUUCUGCAGCUUUGAGGAGAGGAGCCUUUUUGGUGUUAACACGCUCCUGUCAGCCCCUGGUGCAAACAGACAUGGGCCACAACAAAUUGUAACAGAGCCUGUGACGGUUUUGGAGACUGCACAUGUGAAAGAGAUCCUUUCACGUUUCCCAACCUGGCGAAAUGUCCAUCAGCAGGAGGACACAUUCUUCAGAGCAGGUUAUUAGAGUGAGUUUUAUUUUAAGUCCUGCUCAGUUAAUAACACACUCCACUAACACCUUUGACUUUGGAAUGUCUGUGCUAAUUGGAAAGUUCUAUUUAGAAAAUAAAGCCCAGGCAGUGCAUUUAUUCAAGAAGUGUGAGUUUAGAACAGGGCAGAGGCACAGUGUGGGUGCUUGAGUUUCAGGAAGCUCAGAGCCACUCAAAGGCCUUAUUCAGACUGACCCAUGGGGACCUUGCAGGCAGGGGCUGGAGCAAACCUGGACCCUUCUGUGCCUGCCCACAGUGAGUGCUCGAUAAAUAUUUACUAAAGAAGUGAAGGAACUAGGUAGCUAUCAAAUUUUGAAAAUGCUCAGAGGGCAAGAGUUGAAGAAUGUGUUACCUGUUUGGGGACAGGGCCAGGCUCUUCAGUAAAGUUUGCUGAAGGAAUUGGGACCUAUUUUGAUGCAGGGAGUAAGCAAUAUCUUUAAGAUGUUCUGGGAGACUGUGCGUAGAUCAGUAUUUCCCACCGAUGAAUUAGAAACAAAAAGGCAGAAUUUAUGAAUGUGAAGAAGUGAAAGCUUCCAAAUAAGGACUUAGCUUUUUAAUAAUUGGCUUCCCAAUUGCACAAACAAUAUGCGGGCAGGGAUCAGAACAUACCUGCAGAACAAAUGUGUCCAGGUGCCUGGAAGGGGGCGGGGCUGUAACGUUGUUCAUUUUUGUUGAAGCCAUGUGAUAACAUACUGUUUUUGUGCUAUGAACGUGCAGACCGAAGGACUAUGAUGUGAAAUUUACCCCCAGCAGAAGAAUGGUUACUUUCAGGAAGCGUGUUCUAUUGUGGAUGCUGAAUGAGCCCAUGGCCGCCUAUCCCCAUGCGUCCCCUGCCAGUCAUGUGCAGGACUUUUAUUGCACACGGUAGAGUUGUGGCUGGAUGAUGGUGGUGGAUUUGAAAUUAAUGUGAAUUUGGGUGAGGCUAUUCUAUUAAUAU
Sciurus carolinensis (gray squirrel) is the source of this 6338-nucleotide messenger RNA. RefSeq names its product carbohydrate sulfotransferase 2 (gene Chst2). Gene Ontology annotation, cellular component: Golgi membrane. The record is from RefSeq and is a predicted model, not a curated record. The transcript is spliced from 2 exons. Lineage: Eukaryota; Metazoa; Chordata; Mammalia; Rodentia; Sciuridae. The coding region runs from base 940 to 2532 and encodes 530 amino acids. Gene Ontology annotation, molecular function: N-acetylglucosamine 6-O-sulfotransferase activity. Gene Ontology annotation, biological process: sulfur compound metabolic process; carbohydrate metabolic process; N-acetylglucosamine metabolic process.